Tripterygium wilfordii is the source of this 1293-nucleotide messenger RNA. RefSeq lists its product as uncharacterized. NCBI's taxonomy places the organism in Eukaryota, Viridiplantae, Streptophyta, Magnoliopsida, Celastrales, Celastraceae. The record is from RefSeq and is a predicted model, not a curated record. The transcript has a single exon. Bases 1 to 1293 code for a protein of 430 amino acids.
AUGAGUUCAUUUUUUAAAAAAUGGUUUCAAGAAUCUGUUUUCGACUCUUCCUCUGAUGAAGAGUUAGAGGAGAUGCUCAUAUUCCAAGCAGAGCAACAGAGGUUGGAGAGGAUGAGGGCCUCAGCAUCACGUACUCCUCGAUUGUACAUCGAUCGUGGCUUUAUUGAGGGUCACAACCGACUUUUCAAUGAUUAUUUUGCUGAGAAUCCGGUUUAUCCUCAUGACCGAUUCAGAAGAAGAUUUCGAAUGGGACGUGAUCUAUUUCUUCGCAUCCAGUCUGCAUUAGAGGCUCAUGAACCUUAUUUUCAGCAAAAAAUGGAUGCAGCUGGAAAGUUGGGAUUAUCUUCACUUCAGAAGAUUAUAGCUGUGUUAGGAAUGCUUGCAUAUGGUGUCUUUGCCGACCUUUUGGAUGAGUAUGUGCGAAUCGGAGAGAGCACUGCGGUGUUGUCUAUGAAGAAAUUUGUGAAAACAGUGAUAUCUGUUUUUGGAAACGAAUACUUGCGAUCCCCAAAUAGCGAUGAUGUUGCGAGAUUGUUGGCUAUCGGUGAAAGUCGAGGCUUCCCCGGAAUGUUAGGAAGUAUUGAUUGCAUACAUUGGAAGUGGAAGAAUUGUCCAUCCGCUUGGAAGGGGCAGUUCACCGGUCAUAUUCACGAACCAACACUUAUAUUAGAAGCUAUCGCAUCGUAUGACCUAUGGAUUUGGCAUGCAUUCUUCGGAUUGUCGGGUUCUCAUAAUGACAUCAAUGUAUUGGAUCGUUCGUUUGUGUUUUCAGAUCUAACUCAAGGACGUUUCCCACCAGUGCACUAUUAUGUCAAUGAUCACCAUUACUCAAUUGGUUACUAUCUCGCUUACGGUAUCUACCCAUCGUGGGCGACUUUUGUCAAAACAAUUCCUAUGCCACAAACCAAUAAGGCUAGACAUUUCAAAAGGAUGCAAGAAUCUUGCCGAAAGGAUGUUGAGCGUGCUUUCGGUGUUCUUCAAGCAAGGUUUGCAAUAGUACGCCGGCCAGCUCGCUACUUCAAACGUUCAACACUUCAUAAUAUAAUGUUGGUGUGCAUAAUCUUACACAAUAUGAUUGUUGAAGAUGAACGACAUUUACACGUUCAACCUGACAUUACAUACAUGUAUGAUCAAGCUGAAGAUGGUCCUCCUACGCCAGUACUGGAGCACUUACGAACUCGUGAGUUUCAAGACUUUGUUAACCAAUACAUCCGCAUUCAGGAUAGAGAAAUACAUACCCAACUUCAAGCUGACCUUGUGGAGCAUUUGUGGAACAUUCAUAGCAAUGCUUAG